This is a messenger RNA of Hyposmocoma kahamanoa, 843 nucleotides long. RefSeq lists its product as uncharacterized. The record is from RefSeq and is a predicted model, not a curated record. NCBI's taxonomy places the organism in Eukaryota, Metazoa, Arthropoda, Insecta, Lepidoptera, Cosmopterigidae. The transcript has a single exon. The coding region runs from base 28 to 573 and encodes 181 amino acids.
GCUUCCAGUUAGUCGACAGUUACAACAAUGUUCAAGUUUGUGGUAUUGUGCGCUUUCGUGGCGGUGGCGAUCGCCGAACCUGAACCCAGUUCCCUGAUCGCCCCGUAUGCGCCCCUGGCGUACACCUCGAGCUUUAUAGCUCCGGCCACCACUACCAUCACCAAGACCGCCAGCAGCGUGGUACACCCGCCCUACUACUACCCCGGAUACGCUGCCUACUCGUCACCUUACUAUCCACACUUCAUAAAGAAGCGCUCGGCGCCCCUGGCCUACGCUAGCAGCUACAUCACACCUUCGACCUACUACACAUCAGCUCCAUUGAUCGCUCCCGCCUACUCUACCUACUCUGCGCCUCUUCUGCACAGCGCCCCUUACAUUUCUGCGCAUCUGCCCUAUGCCGCCCCUGCUCACUUCAUCAAGAAGAGGUCUGCUUCCCUGCUUCCUUCCACCUACAUCGCGCCUACUACUACUUACUACUCCCCUUACUACCCCUCAUAUUACCCUUCCCUCUACUCCUCCUACUACCCCUCAUAUUACCCUUCCCACUACCCCUAUUACCCCAUCAAGAAGUAAACGGUUCAUGCAACUAAGUAAAAGUAUUUACAUUCGAAGACAAAAAAUUUUAACUACAACAUUUGCAAAUUAUAUAGUAACCUAAUGCCAAUAACAAGGAACUCCUCCGUAGUGAUCUUCAACCGUUCUUUCAAUUGAUUUUGUAUAACUGCUACUGUACACCACUUCAUCAAAGUUGUUAACCAUUUAGAUGUUAUGUGCAAUUUCCUUCUAGUAGUAAUUACAGUCAUAUACAUAGAAAAUCUCGAUGCAAUAAAAGUUGUAAAUAAA